AUGAGCGGUGGAUUCGGCAUGACCAGCACCCCGCCCUUUACUUCAAAGACGUGGGAGUGCCAGAGCUUGCGCUCUUCUGCCGGAAGUGAUUCAGUCGUAGAUUACGCAUUGGCGGAUGAUGCACCUUCGGUGAUGUGGGCACAGUAGUGCUGUGCUUCGACUAUGCGCGCGGGGUCGUCGGCAUAUACGUGGAAGGCAUUGAGCCAUGCGCAGAUGUU
Tuber melanosporum (Perigord truffle) is the source of this 218-nucleotide messenger RNA. RefSeq lists its product as uncharacterized. The transcript is spliced from 3 exons. The record is from RefSeq and is a predicted model, not a curated record. Bases 1 to 147 code for a protein of 48 amino acids. NCBI's taxonomy places the organism in Eukaryota, Fungi, Ascomycota, Pezizomycetes, Pezizales, Tuberaceae.